Molecule: messenger RNA, 2832 nt
Organism: Penicillium olsonii
Lineage: Eukaryota; Fungi; Ascomycota; Eurotiomycetes; Eurotiales; Aspergillaceae
Source: the annotation of a GenBank genome assembly
AUGCUUUAUUCCAAAGAUAUCGCUCAAUGGCUCAAAUAUGAGAAUUUCGCCCUGCAAAGUCAUCUAUGCAGCGAAUGGCAGUUAAUCCGAGCUGACCAAGCCUGCGCAUUCUUGUUGGAAGAUUCCAAAUUCAGAAGCUGGUAUGAAGCUUUGGAUUCUCAGCAGUUAGUGAUUUUUGGGGGAAUGGGUCACGGUAAAUCUGUUGCAAUGGCCUUCAUUGCCGAAAGAUUGAGCUACAGGGGGAAAUUCCGUCUACCCCAGCCUAUUCUAUGUCAGUACUACUGUCGAGAUCACGAGACAGGAAAGACUACCUCUGUACUUUCUGCCUUGACCUAUUCUCUUUUGAUGCAGCUUGAGGGUCUGCAGAAACCAUUUCAUGAGCGCUACAAGCAGGCUCAGGAGUUUCAUUUUGACCCGGCACUGAACGCUGCCACGAUGGAAGGUCUUCUGCAAAGCAUGCUCAAAACAAUCGAUCGGCCUGUCAUUUUCAUCAUUGACGGCAUGGAUGAAUGCGAUUAUGAUUCCCGGAACAGGCUUCUCAAAUUUCUGAAGCGGGUAUUGGAAACAACUUUGGGGCUUAAGAUUCUCGUGUCUUUUCGGCACCAACAAGAGAUUAUGGAACAGCUAACCCACGCGGCCAAGAUCGAGUUAGAUUCUAGCCCCGCGAGAGAUCUUCUCAUUGUCGAGAAAACGCUUGAAAUGUUGCCGUUUCUAUCUCCGGAUGUCAAAGCAUUGAUAACAGAAAACCUCUCUCAGCGGGCCCAAGGGAGUGCCAUAUGGACAAAAAUGGUAAUCGAGCUCAUCAAAAUGCGUCAUCUCACGACGAAGUCUUCUAUUGAACGGCUUUUGGAUGAACUGCCCAUUCCUGAAAAACUUUCGGAUGUCUACACCUCAAUAUUUUCGCGUUCGACUGGCGAAGAUCAUCAAAAUUGGCAACUUGCUAUCACGGCUCUGAAAAUCCUCGCCAGUAGCCGCAGAGCCUUGAGUAUAUUAGAACUGGCUUGGGCCGUGGCACUGAGUCUAACUCGGGAAAUCACGACCGUGGAAGCUCUUCAGAAGGAGGUAGAUCAUCAAAGGGUCAUGAGUCUUAUCUAUCCCUUCAUUACCUCCCCCAAGUACGAUGAAAUCCGGAAGCCUCAAGUUCGACUCACACAUCAGUCAGUGAAAGAGUGGGUAUUUGAACAGCCCGACCUGCAAGGCUCGGCCUCGAAAAUGCCUGGUCAAAAGCAAGAUAUUUCAAGGAAGCUAGACUCAUUGAUGCUAGAUAUCUGUGUGAAGUAUCUACUCUUGGAUGAAAUUGGUGAGAUUGACUUGUUCUCAGAAGAGCAAGCGGCAUUUGUGGAACUGCCUCAGCUUUCUGGAUCCUCCGGCGAUGAUAAAGCGUCGCUUGAAUAUGACUCUAAUUGCACAUGGGAGACCUGGGAAGAUGAUAUGGCUCGAUUUGACCCGGUCGAUCGCGGAUUUGGCGAAUUCUUUGUCUACGCCUCAUGCCAUUGGGUAGAUCAUUUUGGUCGUGUACCCGCUGAGUCUCUUUCGAGUCUCGCAAGUAUCGAAAAAUUGUGCCAAGCUGGAUCUACUCGUCUUCGCAAUUGGAUUCAACAGAAUUCUCGUCCAAGUUGCACAAUAUCGCCCAGGUUUGAAUUCGAUAGCAGUCUAUACGAUCCACUGAGCAUAACUUCAAUUUAUGGCUCGGAAUCCAUUCUGCGUCACAUGCUUGAGAGGUCCAGAUUUGAAAGUGAAGAUUUCUUUCAAGAAUCAGCCAUCAAAGCUGCCGAUCAGAUUCUCCAGUGGGCAAACGUGUCCAGACUUGAGAUCCUGUUCCUCCAUUCUCAGACCAGUGCCCAUUUACAAAAGUUUGAACUUUUUCGACUUGUUAUCAAGAGAUGGUCAAAAGCACGGUUUAUCACAAAGCCAUGGCAUAAAGAGCAGCAGGACUGGGAUCUUGUUUUUGGUCUCGUCGAAAGAAUGUUGGACAAAAUGACUGAGGAACAGUGGGGUAACGAGCUCUUGUGUCUGGCUGCUCGGGCAGGCUGUAUGCCGAUUGUCCAUCGCUUGGUGACUAGCGCGAAGAAUAAGGAAGAGCUCAGGAAGGAAUUGUUUCACAAGACACAGGUCAAAGGAGAGAAACCGAUUAUCGAGGGCUCGACGCAUCGAUUGAUAGGAAAUGCCAUAUUGGGAGAUCACGCUGACAUUGUGGAAUAUCUGCUCAGGGAGAAAAUUGUUGAGCCGCAUUUUCGUCAUCGGAAUUCUCUUGGCGAAAAUGUUUUGCAUCUGGCAACACGACUCUGCAACCCAGACAUGUUCCGAAUUUUGAUCCCCCAUUUCCAGGAAGGUAUUGACGAAAGAGAUGAUCAAGGAGAUGUUCCCUUGGUGCGAAUCGUCAUGAGUCCUCUGGUCUCACGUUAUGAGGCAGCCAGAUCGUUCCUUUUGCAAACCAGCAUCAACCGCGAUACCAAAUCUUCGUGCUGGAAACGGGAUUCCUUGCGUGCAGCUGUGUCACGACUUGAUCUGGACAUGUGUUGUAUCUUGAUUUGGAUUGGCAAGAUCAAUCCAGUGGCAGCUUUCGCUUCUGGCGACCAGGAAAACGUCAGAGAGGAGAAUAAUGUCCUUAGUACCUUGAUAGAUCUCUUUGUUGCCGAGGGAGGCAAUCCUGUCGAGUUGGCUGACUCGAGGGAAGAAGCUCUUCAAAUUUUGGCCGAGAAACAUUACAGGAAGUGUUUUCGGGCCGAGGAUCCAACAAAGCCUACCUCAAGUUUCGCGCAGGAGAAUGUACUGGCCGUACAAACUCCUAUAAAAAACUCCAGCCUAGCUACCGGUUGGUCGAUUCAUUGA